Molecule: messenger RNA, 2355 nt
Organism: Petromyzon marinus (sea lamprey)
Lineage: Eukaryota; Metazoa; Chordata; Hyperoartia; Petromyzontiformes; Petromyzontidae
Gene: MAPRE3
Product: microtubule associated protein RP/EB family member 3
Molecular function (GO): microtubule binding
Source: RefSeq, a predicted model, not a curated record
GGGACGCGCUGCCUGUGCGGACUGCGACAUUGAGUGACAGAGGCUGGACGACUUCAGUGUGCUCGCUGCCUCGCACUGCGCUCCGCGUUUAAUCGUGCACGGCCUCGACGGGAAUCAUCGACUCCUCCUUGUCAUAGUGUCGCUUAGACCGCUGUCUCGGAGGUGAAAAAUGGCAGUAAAUGUGUACUCAACGUCUGUGACCAGCGAUAACCUGAGCCGCCAUGACAUGCUGGCAUGGAUCAAUGACUCUUUGGCCCUUCCUUACGCCAAGGUGGAACAGCUCUGUUCAGGAGUUGCAUAUUGCCAGUUUAUGGACAUGCUGUUCCCAGGAUGCAUUAUUUUGAAAAAAGUUAAAUUCCAAGCCAAACUUGAACACGAGUACAUCCAUAAUUUUAAAGUUUUACAAGCAUCGUUCAAAAAGAUGAGUGUUGACAAGAUCAUUGCAGUGGACAGGCUGGUGAAGGGAAAAUUCCAGGACAACUUUGAAUUUGUGCAGUGGUUCAAGAAGUUCUUUGAUGCAAAUUACGAUGGGAAAGAAUACGAUCCCAUUUUGGCUAGGCAGGGACAGGAGGCAGGACCUCCUCCCAACCCUGGCGAGCAUCAAUCUUUCACCAAACAGAAAAGGAUCAUCACGGCUGUGCCUCAACGGAUGGCACAGCCACAGAAGCCCAUGCCGCCGCCUGGCCGCCUCCCCACGACAUCACCAGCUGCCCGGAAGAACAUUGCAAAGAACUGGUCUGGGGAUGCUGAAGCACAGGUCUAUGAACUGAACCAGCAGCUGUUGGAGCUGAAGGUAACAGUGGAUGGGUUGGAAAAGGAGAGGGACUUCUACUUUGGAAAGCUGCGUGACAUUGAACUCAUCUGCCAAGAGCAUGAGAACGACACUGACCCAGUUUUGCAGAAAGUCCUUGAUGUCCUCUAUGCCACAGAGGAUGGCUUCGCCCCACCUGAGGAUGAGGUUCUUGAUGACCAGCAAGGCCCCGAUGAGCAGGACGAGUAUUAAGGCGACCGCACCCUACCCAAACCCCAACCAUUCCCCUCAACAACCUGCCCCCCCCCCAGCCCCGUCCUCUUUACAUACACUUCUGUACCCUACCUCGACCUUCUAUUCCCUGCUCUUCCUCCCACACUCUACCUCCCUACCCCUCGCUAUCAGAGACCUCCAAUCCCCCACCCCCCCGCAUCUCAACAGCCUGGCACGCUCCAAUUAUCUCCUUACCACAUUAUGUCACUCAGUUAACGUUUUCACGGAUCACGCACUCAGCAUUAGCCCGCUUGCCUUUUAAAAUAACGAGUCAAUGGACAGAAAUGUGCAGGUAUUGCAUAAACACUAAAAUUGUCAAUGUAUCCAUCCUUUACACAUCCCUGGUAAAAAAAAAACAAAUGUCGCAUGUACUUUUCAAUUUAAAAUUCCAUACAUGUUGGUAAAUCACUUUGACAAUUGGUGCAGAAUGAUUAGCCUAUUGAUAUCUCUGGGCAUGGCACAUAUGCAUUAAAUUGAUAGGUUUCUUGUGAUGUGUUAUGUUUUAACCCAAAAAGAAUGAUGAACCUACAUAGUGCCAAAUGGCAGAGCUACAGACACAGGCCAGUAUUUUGCAACUGGAAUAGUUAAACCCCUGCCAUUCACUUGAUCCUCCAGCUGCUUGCAAAUAUUUUAAUAUAUUUAAUGUACAGUGGAAAUUAUUUUAAACUUUAUUUUGGCGUUGCUUUCUUUAGUUUUUAUUUAUUACAAUAAUUCAACAACAUGUUAACGGAAAUGCUGAUUGUAUGCUAAAUCACCAAUUAGAUCUACACUAUCUUUGAACACUGUUUUGCUGAUGUUUAUAAUUAAGCAGUGGGCCUUACUAUACAAACACCAGAUUACAUUUGUUUAGCUCAAAGAAAUAUCCAAAUGUAUUUGCACGAAAUGAAAUCAUUUGGUGCACAACACCUGAAUCAUCAUCUUUACCUGAGUGACAAACAGCUAUUAAGGAUGACAAUAGCUAUUUAGGAAUUAGGAUAAUAACAGUAAUGUAUGCCGGUCAUGCAUAACAAUCCCCUUUUGCAGCAUAUUUGAGGUUAAAUACUGACCUUGUCAAAUACUUGUAAGGACAGUUUCCCAAACAUGAUUUAGUGUUUUGUGAUUUUUGCAAUUUCAAAUUACUUUAAAGUUUGUAAAUAGUUUCUUAGAUGUUAAUAUUUCCUCCCAAGCUUGCUUGAAUUUUUUUCUCUCGCUGGCUGUGUAUGUGUUAUUUACGUGCUGUCUUUAUUACAACAAUAAAGCUCCUCGGAUGCUUCAUCAGGCUUUGUUUGCAUGUACAAAUUCGAUGGCCGCGCCUGUAUUUAAUUUUGAAUAAAGUGUGCUGCUAAAAAAAG